Cydia strobilella is the source of this 663-nucleotide messenger RNA. RefSeq lists its product as uncharacterized. The coding region runs from base 199 to 615 and encodes 138 amino acids. The record is from RefSeq and is a predicted model, not a curated record. NCBI's taxonomy places the organism in Eukaryota, Metazoa, Arthropoda, Insecta, Lepidoptera, Tortricidae. The transcript has a single exon.
AAUGGCGACAUCUCGUCAUCUCGCCGACAUGUGACAAUGACGCAAUUUCCUCGUAACUCCGAUACCUAACGAGUAUCGAAAAUAACUCCAAGUUAGCAGUUUAUUGUUAACCGUAGACUAUAUAUGAUCUCACUAAUACGUUCUGGGCCAUAUAAAUACGGACACACGUCUCGUUUUUCAUUCAGUUUUUAAGACAAUAUGAAGAUCGUCGUGUUGUGUUGUUUAGUCUUCUCAUUGGCUAAUGCCAAUGAUAUUCGUUUAGGCUACGCUGAUAGCCGUUCUACACGAAUCUACAAUGAAAUAAAGGAAGCGAAUCCAGCAUUAUGGACCAGGACUGACCAAAUCGUAAUCAGCGCAGCGGGGAACAACGUGAUCACUGAAGUCCUGGUCACGGAUCUGAGACCAGACAAGGAUGGCGAAGCGAGUAUCGUGAGCGGCGGGAUCGGCGGGAAGACGGUGACCAUCGGCCUCUCAAGCCCCUCCAUUUUGAGGGGAUACAGAUUCGAGAUUGAAGUGUUCGCUGCUGACCCAAAUUUGAAUGCUGCGUAUUAUAGCAAAGGCGGCCGUAGUUAUGACCCUUAUCAGGAGAAUGGACAGUUUGCGCGGAAGUAUUGAUUUUCUUUAUAAACUUGUUUUUGUACGUUAUUAAAAUUAAUAAUUUUU